AUGUCGAACCAAGCGCAAGGAGAGAAUAUAAGCGAUAUUCCGGAAAGGGAAGAAGCUGAUUCAGUUGUGUACAGCGAAUGUCAAGGUGCCAAAAAUAUUGUCGAGGACAAGGAGUGGAAAGAGGAAGGGCAAAGGAUCGAAGAGAACGAGCUUCCGAUUUUCAGCUCCGACGAAGGAAGUCGUUCAAAGCAAAGCAAAAGGGGGGAGGAAGUGGCAGAGCAGGAAAGAGAGGGGGAGAACGAAGAAGGCCAGGAGACGACAGGUGGAGAGCAAAUUUCAGGUCAGCAGAUAUGGGAUUUUGGAAAGAAGAUCGGGCUUUCAAGUCGAAUUCCAGACGAAGAUGUUGCUCGACAGAUUGAGAGAGAUGUUACUGAUUUGGUGAAAGGGCAGAAGAUCGAUUUUUGUUGCUUACAGGAGACAAAGAUGGAGGUGUUCAGGGAUUUGUUCUGUAAAUCUUGGUGGGGGUCUAAUUAUACAGACAGAGCGAUUAGGAAUUCGGAGGGAAGGGCUGGAGGAAUUGUUUGCUUGUGGAAUAGGGAGGUUUUCGAAGCCUCUAGUACGUGGGAUUUACCGGGGGCGGUGGUGGUGAAUGGUAGGUACAAGGAGGGUGAUAUCUUAUGUUGCAUCAUCAACGUGUACGCACCAGUCGGCUCAGGGGAUAAGCGGAUCUUGUGGGAUGCCUUAAGCUCAAUUGUGGAACAAAAUACGGAUAGGAGUGUCUGUAUCUUGGGAGACUUUAACUCAGUUAGGAGGAGGGAUGAACGUGUGGGCAGUGGGGAGGCGUUUGGAGCAACUGAUGCAAGAAGUUUUGAAGAAUUUAUCCGGGAGAACGAUUUGGAGGAAAUUAAAACUCAUGGCCGGAAGUUUACUUGGUACAAACCAAAUGGAAAGUGCAAGAGUAAGAUUGAUCGCUUUCUCGUUAAUGAGAAUUGGCUGGCUGCGUGGGAAGGGACGUCGGCACGAGGACUUCAACGUUCAAUUUCGGAUCACUGUCCGAUUAUUCUCACUACAAGAUCGGAGGAUUGGGGACCAAGACCUUUUCGGUUCCUCAAUGCAUGGGUGAAUCAUUCGGAGUUCGAGGAUAUGGUAAAGCAGGUUUGGACGGGGACUAAUGUGGGGGGAUGGAGCUUUUUUGAGGUUAAGGAGAAACUGAAGAAACUCAAAGAGGCCUUGAAGGUGUGGAAUCGGACUUCUUUCGGUGAGAUUGACCACAAAAUCCAAGAACUUCAGAAGGAACUUCAGGAUAAGGAUAAGGUGGACGAACAGAGAGGUCUUGAAGAAUCAGAGGUGAUCAGGAGAAAUGAGAUUCAAGCCAUGCUCUCCCUUCAAUUCAAGAAUAAACAGAUGAUGCUGCAACAGAAAGCCAAAAUCAAAUGGCUCAAAGAGGGAGACUCUAAUUCGGGUUUUUUUCAUAGGGCAAUUCGUGGGAGACGGGUUAAAAACGAAAUUGGCGGAAUGCUCUUUGAAAACUCGUGGAUAUCUAAACCGGAAGAGGUUAAAGCAAGAGUGAGAAAUCAUUUUGAAGCUUUUUUCAAAAGGAAAGAACGACUGAUGCCUGAUUUCCCCCUGGACUUCAUGUGGAGGAAAAUUUCAACUGACGAGAGGCAGUGGCUAAUCAGGGAUUUUGAUCUGGACGAGAUUAAAGAAGCAGUUUGGAGCUGUUGUGGAGACAAGAGUCCGGGACCCGAUGGAUUUAACUUCACAUUCUGGAGAGCGGCGUGGCACAUGGUUAAAGAGGACUUACUCCAGGUGUUGAAGGAAUUUCACGAAAACGGGAAAAUUCCGAAAGGUGCAUACGACUCUGUGCAAUGGGAUUUCCUGGAUAUGCUUCUCGAUCGACUUAACUUUGACGGAGUUUGGAGGAAGUGGAUUAAAGGGUGUCUAGAAUCUGGAACGGCAAGUGUAUUGGUGAACGGGUCAUCGACGGGAGACUUCAAAAUGGAGAGAGGUUUGAGACAGGGUGACUCGUUGUCACCUUUCCUUUUCCUUAUUGUGGCGGAAGGCCUCAACGAGUUCAUUGAAAGAGCAGCGGAGAGGCAGUUCCUGGUUCCGGCGAAGAUUGGCAAGGAUAAAGUGCCCAUUUCACAUCUUCAGUACGCAGACGAUACUAUCUUCUUGUUGGAGGCAGAUGAUAGGAAUAUGGAGAGUGUGAAGAAACUCCUGAUUCUCUUCCAGUUCGUCUCGGGUCUAGCUGUAAAUUUCGACAAAAGCUGUCUUUUGACAGUGGGAGUGGAUGAGGCAGUUGAGCGGAGAUGGGCAUCGCUUCUCACAUGCAAGAUCGGAUCAUUUCCGUGCAACUACUUGGGUACUAAAGUGGGGGGGCGCAGCAAUGGUGUUGGAGAUUGGAAGUUUUUGGUUGAAAAAGUAUCAAACAAAGUGGCAAGCUGGAAGAAGAGACACCUUUCGCUGGCAGGACGAAUUACUCUAGUCAAGUCGGUGUUGCAAUCCAUCCCGGUCUAUCAAUUAUCCCUCGCUUUCGUACCUAAAGCGGUGAUUAAGGAACUUAAUUCACUGUUUUCCAAAUUUUUGUGGGGAGGAGGUACACAGAUGAGGGGUAUCACCUGGUUUAAGUGGAAUGCCUUGUGCUUAAACAAGGAUUCAGGAGGCCUGGGGUUUCAGAAUAUCGAUUGGUUUAAUCAGGUGCUGUUAAGUAAGUGGCUCUGGAGGUUUUUGGGGGAGGGUAAGGCUCUGUGGGUAAGGGUGAUUAAAUCGAUUUAUGGGGAGCUAGAGUGGGGGGAAGGGGGAGAAUGUUCGGUGGCGGGAAGAGGUGGACAGAAAGGGUGGUGGCAGAAAAUUAUGGAUAAGGAAGGAGGUAGAAGAGAUCGGUGGUUCAUCAAUAAUUUGAGGCGAAAAAUUGGGGAUGGGCUUGAGACCAGCUUCUGGGAGGAUGUGUGGGCGGUUGACAAACCCCUUAAGUUUGUGUUUCCGAGAUUGUAUAAUUUGAGCCUGAACAAGAAAAGCCUGGUUGGUGAAAGCGGGUUUUGGGAGGGAGGCUCAUGGGUGUGGAGGGUGGAGUGGAGGAGGGAGUUAAGGGAGAGGGAGAAAGGGUUUGCGGAGGAUCUCCGAUUGGCGAUUGCUGAGUUUGCUCCUUCUGUAAAUGUAACAGACGGAUGGAACUGGAAGGCGACAUCAGAUGGAUGCUUCACAAUCAAGUCGGCAUAUGAAAUAGUGGCAAAAAUUAGAGAGUAUGCAAUGUGCACGAGUUAUUGGAAAAAUGAUUUUGCCCUACUUUUCAAGCUUGUAUUACAUAAUUCCAUUCAAAAUAUUCUCAAGCUGAUUUGCAAUACAGCAAUGUGA
Messenger RNA from Salvia miltiorrhiza (redroot sage), 3297 nucleotides. RefSeq lists its product as uncharacterized. Lineage: Eukaryota; Viridiplantae; Streptophyta; Magnoliopsida; Lamiales; Lamiaceae. Gene Ontology annotation, molecular function: catalytic activity. The coding region runs from base 1 to 3297 and encodes 1098 amino acids. The record is from RefSeq and is a predicted model, not a curated record. The transcript has 5 exons.